Molecule: messenger RNA, 2186 nt
Organism: Ceratotherium simum simum (southern white rhinoceros)
Lineage: Eukaryota; Metazoa; Chordata; Mammalia; Perissodactyla; Rhinocerotidae
Source: RefSeq, a predicted model, not a curated record
AUCUUUCUACAGGUUGAUAUGUCAGACCUCUCCCCAGAGGAGCAAUGGAGGGUUGAGCACGCACGCAUGCAUGCCAAGCACCGCGGCCACGAAGCCAUGCACGCUGAAAUGGUCCUCAUCCUCAUCGCUACCUUGGUGGUGGCCCAGCUGCUCCUGGUGCAAUGGAAGCAGAGGCACCCCCGCUCCUACAAUAUGGUGACCCUCUUUCAGAUGUGGGUUGUUCCCCUCUAUUUCACAGUGAAGCUGCACUGGUGGAGGUUCCUAGUGAUCUGGAUCUUGUUCUCUGCUGUCACAGCAUUUGUCACCUUCCGAGCCACCCGAAAACCACUAGUACAGACAACGCCAAGGUUGGUUUAUAAGUGGUUCCUGCUGAUCUAUAAAAUCAGCUAUGCCACUGGCAUCGUUGGCUACAUGGCUGUCAUGUUUACCCUCUUUGGUCUUAGCUUAUUAUUCAAGAUCAAACCAGAAGAUGCCAUGGACUUUGGCAUUUCUCUCCUCUUCUAUGGCCUCUACUAUGGAGUUCUUGAGCGGGACUUUGCAGAAAUGUGUGCAGACUACAUGGCGUCUACCAUAGGGUUCUACAGCGAGUCGGGCAUGCCUACCAAACACCUCUCGGACAGCGUGUGUGCCGUGUGUGGGCAGCAGAUCUUUGUGGAUGUCAGUGAAGAGGGCAUCAUCGAGAACACAUAUAGGCUGUCUUGCAAUCACGUAUUCCAUGAGUUCUGCAUCCGCGGCUGGUGCAUUGUGGGAAAGAAGCAGACGUGUCCCUACUGCAAAGAGAAGGUAGACCUCAAGAGGAUGUUCAGCAACCCCUGGGAGAGGCCUCAUGUCAUGUAUGGGCAACUGCUAGAUUGGCUCCGAUACUUGGUGGCCUGGCAGCCUGUCAUCAUCGGCCUGGUGCAAGGCAUCAACUACAUCCUGGGCUUGGAGUAGUCAGGAAGAAGCAUCCUCCCGCCAUGGGCCUCAGGGCAUCUCCUCCCUGCCCUCCAAGACCUCUUGGUGGGAAAGACUCAGAGGGCACUUGGGCUACUCAGGACCCUCCGGCUGUGUCCGGGCUGGGGAGGGAUAUGAUGGAGAGCCAGCCAGUGGGGCUGUCAGCAGUGGGGGCUUUUUAAAAGAAAACUAUUUUGAUGAAUAUAUUUAAAAACCUUUUAUAUUGUGGAGCAUAGGAAUUGCCCCAACUCCUCCAGGCCUCACCCUCCCUGCUUGAGCAGGGUGGGAGCCGAGUUGCAACAGUUUUGGUUUAAAGGAGCCUUCUCACCUCUGGCUGAGAGCCUCAGCCCACCCUCUCCCCUUUCCUUCCUUCUGUGGGGCUCAAGCCUGGUACACUCUGUGGAAGAGCUGAAGAGCUCUGACUGGUGCCACAGAUGAGCCCUGGGGGGUGAGAUGUCUUCCCUCCUCCUCUCUCUGGGACGUGGGGUGGCUGUUGUGUCAGACUCUGUCUUCCCCUGUCGAGGAGCUGUAGGCUGGUUGAGGCAAGUGGAACCUUGUCGUGACUUUUCCAACAAGGGAAGCCCUGGGACCUCAGAAUUCAGUGAGGAUUUGUUUGGGGGCAACCAGAAGCAAUAGCAGCAUGGGUAACCUGCCCCUGAGCAGGGCUGUACUCAGCCAAGAAAGAGGCCAUCCAUAUGUAGUUGGGCCACGGAGCAAUUGCUGUAGACAGUGAUGAUUGAGGGCCCCUUGUGCAAGCUGCCCUUUUAGCCUGAAAGUGGUGACAUGUGCCAAAGGCCACUCUGCGACAUCACUUCCUUCCCUGAAAGCCUGAGUGAGAGCGUGUGUGCACGUCUGUGUGUGUGUGGCAGAGGGACUAUGACAGAUGUGAGAUUUCUCUCUGUCAUCAGACAGUGUUCCCUUGAAGCUGGCAGGGAGUUCCCAGCCCAGGGAAUAUCCCUGUGUCAGCCUCAUCAUUCGUGGGUCCUGCCUGGGCCUGGCAACAGGAGUGGUGGGAUGGAUGGGAAGAGGGUAACGUCCAGGUGAGUAUGAGUUCUGAAAAGGGGUUCCAGGUAGGCCCCAGCCCUGGUGUUAGGAGUUUUGAAGGAAGUGGGAGGGCAAACAUGGGCCUUCAGCACUGGGUUCCUAGGGAAUAUGGCCAAGCUGGGCCUAUCCCUUCAAGGGCAGCAAGAACCAAGCAGGAUCUUGUCACUCCAUUCUGAAUAAAGCUCCAUGAGCUAGGUCGGAAAGCUGAA